CUGACAUCUAUUUUUUAGGUAACCUUUCAUAAGAUACUUCAGGAAUCCCCGUAAUAGUCAAAAUUAUCUGUUUCAAUGAAUAUUUUAGUGUACCUACUAUUAUUCGUUGGGGUUCAUGGCACAGAUUUGGAGCUGUCUCCACAAAUGGAUGAUCCUGGAGGAGUCUUUGAUGGGAGGAACGCCCAACCAGGUGAAGCCCCGUAUAUGGUGUCCAUUCAGCUGAGCUACCGGGAGUCUGGUCAUUUUUGUGGAGGUUGCCUCAUCACUGCUUCCUAUAUUUUAACUGCUGCACAUUGCUUCAAAUAUAUGAAUCGGCAUGUAUUGAAACACUUGAUAGUUGUAAUUCACGACUUAGACAGCACCUACCGCUCUGGAUCGAAAAACCGUCAAAUUGGAAAAAGUAACGGUGUCUAUUUACACAGCAAAUACAACGGAAGUGAAUAUGAUAUAGCCAUAUUGAAGUUACGAAAGCCGUUCAGAUUGGACAGUCUUACGAAAACUGUACAAAUAGCAAACCAUAGUUUUCCAAAUGGGCAACCGUGUUUGGUAAUUGGUUGGGGAAGGCGUGUCAAUAAUGAUCAUCACUCAACUAUAUUACAAAUUGCUACAGUCAGAAUAGAUCGGGAGUUGACUUGCAUAGAACGGAAUCCGAAAACCGAAAUAUGUGCUGGUAAUUUGGAAGGAGGCGCAGAUAUAUGCGUUGGUGACUCUGGUGGACCACUCAUAUGCGAAAACCAACUAGUAGGGAUAGUAUCCCGAGGCAUACAGCCAUGCGCACAACCGCUAAUUGGGACGGUUUUCACGAAUGUUACAGCAUAUCGAGGCUGGAUCGACACUAGCCUGAAAAUGUUGGAGGAAAUCUCCUCUAGAAAUCUAAGAAACGUUAAUUCCUUUGUGAUGGAUGGCGCCUGUAUGCUAUACACAAAUGUUUUAUUUGCCCUGUAUUACUAUCAGUUAUGCAGAUUAUAUGGAGUAGUUCAUUGAAAUUUGAAAAGAAUAUAGCGGAAAUAGUAAAAUUUUGAACUUGAA
This is a messenger RNA of Hermetia illucens (black soldier fly), 1029 nucleotides long. Its product is annotated as trypsin I-P1-like. Bases 76 to 984 code for a protein of 302 amino acids. Gene Ontology annotation, biological process: proteolysis. The record is from RefSeq and is a predicted model, not a curated record. Gene Ontology annotation, molecular function: serine-type endopeptidase activity. The transcript has 7 exons. Lineage: Eukaryota; Metazoa; Arthropoda; Insecta; Diptera; Stratiomyidae.